AUGCAGAUUUCUCGGCCCAUGUGCCUGAUCAAUGGCUUGUCGUUCGGUUACCUGGCAUACCACGCCCCUGCCGGAUCCCUGCUGCGCUACCUGUACAUCCUCGCCGCCUCGGCGAGUGCAUCGGGCGUGCCUUACGCAUUGACCUUUCUGCGUCGCACCAACGGCGCCCUGUCCCGCAAAGCCGAUCGGCUGGCCGGUCCUGGCGGCGGCGAGAUGGCGUUGACGUACGCGUUCGACGAGAAACGCAGCAUCGACCGGGACCGAAAGAUGACCGUUGCGGAGGCCAUCAAGCGCUGGCAGUGGCACAAUUAUCUCCGGACCUGGGUCUUAGUGCUGGGCGUGGUCGCCGGGGCUUUGGCGGUGGCCAUGGACUGA
This is a messenger RNA of Fonsecaea erecta, 375 nucleotides long. RefSeq lists its product as hypothetical. The coding region runs from base 1 to 375 and encodes 124 amino acids. The record is from RefSeq and is a predicted model, not a curated record. The transcript has 2 exons. Lineage: Eukaryota; Fungi; Ascomycota; Eurotiomycetes; Chaetothyriales; Herpotrichiellaceae.